AUGGAGGAAAACGCUAGGCUCCGAGAACCAGGCUGGCGACCUGGGCUCUCUCACUCAUCAAAAGAGAAAGAGAGGGAGCCCAAGAAAAAGGAGGAAGUCGGCCCGGAAAGGCCUAUGAGAUAUCACUCCUAUACUCCCCUCCGAGUUUCCCUGGUUGAUGUAUACAGGAAAAUUUGUCAUACUGAAAGGCUACCUCCCCACAGACCCAUUAAAAACAAGAAGGGGAAAAGUUGGGGCGACUACUGCAAGUACCAUAAGAUAUAUAGUCACUCAACGAACGAGUGCUACGACCUAAAAAAUGUGAUAGAAAAGCUAACAAGAGAAGUUCGGCUGGACAGAUAUCUCGUUGAAAGGUCGGAUCAUCACGGGAAGAGGAAGCGAGAUGAUGAGGACCGAAGAUAUCCACCACCACAGACCCCAGAGAGACAUAUACAUAUGAUAUCGGGGGGAUUUGGUGGAGGCGGCCUUACAAAGUCAUCUCGCAAGAGACAUCUGAAAGAGGUCUACCAAGUCGGGGGUGAAGAUCUCGACCUCCUUACUAUCUCUUUUACUAAAGAAGAUGGGCAAGGCAUCAUCCCUGGACACGAUGAUCUAGUAGUGAUAAACAUGGUUCUUGCCAAUGCCCAUCUCCACAGAACCCUGGUGGAUCAGGGAAGCUCAGCCGACAUCCUGUACAAACCAGCAUUUGAUAAGCUGGGAUUGGACGAAAAGUAG
Molecule: messenger RNA, 714 nt
Organism: Arachis ipaensis
Lineage: Eukaryota; Viridiplantae; Streptophyta; Magnoliopsida; Fabales; Fabaceae
Source: RefSeq, a predicted model, not a curated record